Molecule: messenger RNA, 4276 nt
Organism: Boleophthalmus pectinirostris (great blue-spotted mudskipper)
Lineage: Eukaryota; Metazoa; Chordata; Actinopteri; Gobiiformes; Gobiidae
Gene: aff2
Product: AF4/FMR2 family, member 2
Exons: 27
Biological process (GO): regulation of RNA splicing
Cellular component (GO): nuclear speck; nucleus
Molecular function (GO): G-quadruplex RNA binding
Source: RefSeq, a predicted model, not a curated record
CAUGUGGAGUCGGAGCGCAGCGCCCUCAAGAGGAGAGAGUGGGAACGGCGCACACAGGAGGUUCAGCAGGACGACGACCUGUUCUCCACCGGAUUCAACCUGUUUGGAGAACCCUACAAAACGAGUAAAGGCGACGCGUUGGCGAAUCGCGUUCAGAACACUCUGGGCUCCUACGAAGAGAUGAAGGACCUGCUCACCAACCAGUCCAACCAGACGCACUUAGUGGGCGUGCCCAAAGGGGGCGGGCCCAACAGCCUGCAGACCCCGCCCACCUCUCUACAAACCCCGCCCGCUUCCCUACAGACUCCUCCCACCUCCCUCCUGACUCCUCCCACCGCCGCCACCGAGCGAACGACGACGGAUCGACCCCCCGCCGCCGCCUCCGCCGAGCAAGACGCGCCCGCCGACAAGAGACUCAACAUGCAGCCGCCGCCCGCCAACCCCCCCGGGUCGGGGGGAGGUCAGGGCGGCAGGGGCGGGAGGGGCGGAGGGGGCGAGGAGCAGCCGAAGCCGGACGAGCUGUUCGGACCAAUCAGAGAGGAGCAGAGAGACAGUAGCCCCGCCUCCUCCGCGUCAUCCGGGUCGUCAGGGGGGCGGAGACACGCGAAGCCCCUCCCCCUCACAGACGGGGGCGUGUUUCGCUCUUCCACGAUGGACGCCGGACAUUUCAAGUCUUCCUCUGAAAACGUCGCACUUUUGAACAAAACGUCGCCGUUCGAACACGACUCCCCGCUCGCCUCCACCUCCCUCCUGACCACGCCCACCGCGGGACUGACCACGCCCACCCCUGGACUGACCACGCCCACCGCGGGACUGACCACGCCCACCACGGGACUCACCACGCCCACUUUCCCUCCUGGCCAAAGUCUUUCGGGGAAGCCUCUGUCUCUGCAGCAGAAGCCCACUGCCUACGUCAGGCCCAUGGACGGACAGGACCACCCCCCCAACGCCUCGCCCCAACUCAAGCCCCCCCUGGUGUCCACAGAGGGGUACAGCAGCAGCGCGCAGGGCUUCAGCUGCAGCGGGAACAACGCCAAGAACAAACUGCCCAAACUGACGCUGGCGCAUACGACAGAGGUGGGUUUGCAGAACGACCCGAGUUGUGUGGAGGAAAUCCUCAGGGAGAUGACUCACUCGUGGCCUCCUCCUCUCACGGCGAUUCACACUCCGGUCAAAGCAGAACACACCAAGUUCCCCAUCCCCACCAAGAGAUGCAGCGUCGCGGCGAACAAACCCACAACCAAAACCACCGCUCCACAGAAAUCGAUGCUGGAGGACGACCUGAAGAUCAGCAGCGACGAAGAGGAGAACGAACAGCAGGUGUCAGAGAAACCCAAAGUCAGAAACUCUGCGCUGAGCGGGGGAUCUGGGAGCAGCAGUGAGUCAGAGAGCAGCUCCGAGUCUGAAACCGACGAAUCAGAAUCAAGCUCCAGCGACACCACCACACCUGAGCCUGAUCCUCCGUCGUCAAACAAGUGGCAGUUGGACAGUUGGUUAAACAAAGUCCAGGCUCAGCCCCGAGCUGCAGCGCCCCCUCAGGACACUCAUGGAACAGGUUCUCUCCCCCAGCCCUCGGAGCCCUUCUCCCCGGACUCAGAGGCUCCGAUCCUGGGGACUCCGGGGAAGACCAGGCCCUGUGGCUCCAGCCCCGGAGUGUCCAGCUCGGAGCACAAAGAGAGCAGGAGCGCCACCAGCUCGGCGCGAGAGAAGUGCAGGUCCAGACUCGGGCAGAAGGGGGCGUCGGAGGCUCAGAGGGCGAAGGUCAGGCUGUCCCCGGGGGUCGUGUCGGGGUCAGAGGUCGCGACCCCGAGGAGGGCCACCACGGGGAGGAAGCAGCCGCGUCGGAUCACCGGAGAGGAGAGGACGAGUAACGCGGACGAGCCGAGCUGGACCAGGCCACAGCACAGUCCAGUGUCCAGGGACAAAGACGUGUCCUCGGCCCGUCCCCCGGAGCUCCUGUCCCCCCCGAAGCCCCGGAGCCGACCCCCCGGAGGGAAAACGGCCCCGAGGAAAGAGCCCAGGACCACGGCCGCCAACAACAACAACAACAACAUCGCGCCCGCACCUGUCGCACCUGUCUCCAGCUCCUGCCAGGAGAGGAGGAAGCACCGAGGCCCGAGCUCCAAAACGACGCCCAAGUCCCGCGAGUUCAUCGAGACCUCGUCCUCGUCCUCCUCCGACAGCCCGUCCGAUCCCGAGGAAAACUGCUCCAAAACGCCGCACCAGACCGCGCUUCCCGCUCCGCCCCUGGCCCCCCGAGCGCCGCCGCCCCACGUGCACGCCCCCGUCCCCCACGUGCACGCCCCCAGCGCCCCCUCGUUCGGCGGGAAGGGCCUCCGGGUCGGGAACGCCGCCAACGUCAGCGGGCACUUCGGGAUUUCCGUGCCGGAUCCGGGGGGGCUGCUGGCGAACAAAACCCAGGAGCAGUUUUCCCCGGAUUCCGUCGUGAACGAGAUUCCGUUGUCGCCGCUGCCGAGGGACGAGAUCCGGAGCCUGUGGGUGAAGAUCGAGCUGAGUUUGUUGAGCAGGAUUCCGGGACAGAACGGAGGAUUCUGGACGAGGGAGAGGACGAAGUUUGGGAAGGAGAGACCGGAAGAGGAAGAGGAGGAGGAGGAGGAGGAGGAGCGGGAGAGGAGGAGCGUCCCGGAGGAAAACAACACGACCACGACCACGACAACCAAGACCAACGGGACGAACCAGAGACACAAGAGCAAGAGGAAGCACAAGUCGGAUCACACGGAGUCGACCAGCAGCAAAAAACUGAGACUGGACAAAGAGACGCUGCUGCCUCCAUGUAUCUCCCCUGUCCACAAGAACGAUCAUUGUUUUCUCUUUUCUCUCAGGAGGAAGCUGAGUCGACAUCGUGAUGAUAAACUCCUUCCUCCGCUCCUGUCUCCUCUGUCCGACGAGCCCCCGAGAAGACCUGGUCUAGUCCUGGGUCCUGGUCCGGUCCCCGGUCUGGUCUCUGGUCCUGGUUUAGUCCUGGGUCCGGGUUCGGUCUCUGGUCCCGGUCUGGUUCCAGAGGGAUCUUCUUCAGUCCUGUCCUCCAGCUCACAUCGACAUCGGAGAGGAGAGAGCAAGAACCACAGGACGACAGAGUCUGACCCUCACAGUGAAAAGUCCAGUGGAGACUCUUAUAAUCCCGGGUCCGGUUACAAUCCUGGAUCUGGGUCGGACUCUGAGGUCUGGACCGAGACGUUGGACCAAACCGAACCGAGCCGCCCCAGGAUCUCCUUCAGCGACACACUUCACAGCGCAGACUUCCACAUGCAGGAGGCCAAGAGGCUCAAGCACAAAGCCGACAAACUGUUGGAUAAGUUCGGUAAAGCGGUGAACUACGCGGACGGCGCUCUGUCGUUUAUCGAGUGUGGAAACGCGAUGGAGCGAGGCCCCCUGGAGGCCAAGUCCCCGUACACCAUGUACUCAGAGACCGUGGAGCUGCUCAGAUACGCUCUGAGGUUGAAAAACUUCAGUUCUCACUCGUCUUCCACCAACGAGAAGAAACUGGCCGUGCUGGUGAGACUCCCCCCCCCCCUCUCUCCUCUCUCUCUCUCUCUCUUCUCUCUCUCUCUCUCUCUCUCUCUCUCUGUCUCUCUCUCUCUCAUUUUACACUUUCAGAAUUCGGCCAAAGGUUCUCAGCAGUCUCCGUGGAGGACCAACGCAAAAGUGAACGGAGCGCCGUCCCCCCUCGCUCUUAGCCCCUCCCCCGCGGGAAACGGGGCGGGGCCAGGCUCAGGGGGCGGAGUCGGCGGAACGGGAACGGGAAGCGUGUCGAUUCCUCAGAGGAUCCACCAGAUGGCGUCGAGUCACGUGACCAUCACCAACAACAUCCUGCGAAGCUACGAGCACUGGGAGACCGCGGACCGCCUCAGCGCCGACUGUACAGAUUUCUUCGUGGAGCUGGACUCUGUGAUGGAGCCUCUGACGCAGCAGAGCAGCAUGAGCGCCCUCGUCAGGUACGUCCGACAGGGCCUCACCUGGCUGCGGAUCGACGCCAACCUCACCUGAGCGGCGCUAAAGCUGGAAACAAACCCACAAGGACUACAACUCCCACCACAACGCCAACCAUAAAACUACAACACCCAGGACUACAAACAAGAGGUGCAAUGAACUACAACUCCCACCACACUGCCCAGGACUCCAGCAGGGGCUCACCUGGCUAUGCUAUGCUAACAGUACUGCUGAAACUACAAAACCAAGGACUACAACUCCCACCACACUGCCAAAGACGUGCUCGUCUGAUAAGUACAUCACAAAAAACUACAGUUCUGACAAG